ACAUUUGCAUACAGAGUAAUGAUCAUGAAGUUAGUUGUAAUAUCACCAAGUUGUAUUCACCACCAAAUUUUCAACAAUCACAAGACCUUAAUGUUGGAUUUACAUACGUACAUAAGCAAACAGUUUGAUUUACGUAGCAAGUUGGUAAAAAAAUUGAAAUUCGUUGAUACCCACACUGCAUUCCAAGAUGAUUGUUGAGUUUUCGAUUGAUUAAUUUUCUUUUUGUUUUGUGGCAUUGUUAGUAUAGUCUACUGCUCAGUUUGAUAUGCAGAAUUUUCCAUAAGUGCAUUUUGUGAAAAUUUUUUGCUAAGCUGCAAAUAAAAAAUGCACUGAUUGAUCACCACUUUAUAAUGCAUUUUUCUUUUUAUUGGUGGCAUCUCAGAAGAAAGAAACAAGAUUUUGCAAACAGAACAAUUUAGUAGAGUAAUUUAAAUAUAUUUUAACUGUUACAAUCACAACCAGUCAAGCAAAAUGGAUGACGUGUUGAACGCAAGUUUUUCAAGUGAGGGUCGGAAUCAUGUCGACAAAAAAGGUUUUGUUUACAGCAAGCAUUUGAGUUCUAACAACCACCAUCAGAUCGUGCCAAUGAGGGAAAAAAAUACUUGGAAUCGUUUGGUAGAUAAAGACGGUCGUUGCACUGUUUCGCCAACAAGCAGGGCACACUGCUGGCGCUAUGUUGUGGAUUUUUUCACAACAUCGGUAGAUAUGCCAUGGCGCUACAAUAUUGCUAUGGUUGUUCUCGGUUUCUUUCUCAACUGGUUCGUUUUCGGUUGCAUUUACUAUGUGCUUGCUUUCAUCAGGGGUGAUUUUGACAAUCUUGAUAACGAGGACUGGAAACCUUGCUUCCGCAACUUUGAUAAUUGGAAAUCUGCUUUCAUGUUUAGUAUAGAAACCCAAACCACGAUUGGCUAUGGGUAUCGUUGUCCCACAGAAGAUUGUGGAGAGGUGAUGUUUUUUCUCAUGAUUCAAACAAUUUGGGCUAACUUUAUAGAGGCUUUUAUCAUUGCUAGCUUAAUUGCUAAAUUUUCUCGUCCAAAGAUGAGAGCAAGAACGAUUAUAUUCAGCAAAACAGCUUGCAUUACCAUGAAAGAUGGUAAAUUAAUUUUUCAAUUCCGAGUGGGUGAUCUUCAAAAAAGCCCAAUUGUUGAGGGACACCUCCGAUUACAAUUGGUAAAACACUAUGUAACAAAAGAGGGCUCUUACAUGCCUUUCCAGGUUUUUGAUAUGAACAUUGGCCAUGAUUUGGGCUUAGACCGCAUUUUUCUUGUGUGGCCAAUCCAAAUUGUUCAUGUAAUAAACAAGAAAAGUCCGCUAUAUGAAAUUAGUAAGGAAACACUGUUAGACUCAAAAUUUGAAAUCAUUGCGAUUCUUGAAGGUAUUGUUGAGGCCACAGGUACAACUACACAAGCAAGAACGUCAUAUUUGCCAAAUGAAAUUGAGUGGGGGUACGAUUUUAAAACAGUUGUAACUGAGAAAAAGGGAGUUUUGGAUGUUAACCUGAAUUAUUUCCACCACACCGCACUCACAGACACAACGCCAUUAAGCGCUAAGGAACUGCAAGAUAGUCUUGCUGUUGCAAGUCCAGGAGGAUCUGAUGGAGAUUUUGAUCGAUCUGGAAACCACUGUGAUCGGGAUAAUGAAGCAUCCGAGAACAGAUCAAAUACAAGGAAAUGUUGUCACAUGCGUAACCGAAGUGUGGAAAUCGAACCAACAUUAUGACAAACAACUGAAGACAUGGUGAGUAAAGGUGAAUACAUAGAACUGGAGAAACAAAGGAAUGGAUUUGUAUAUAUUUGGACAGUUUAAAAUCAUCUGGAAAAACUUUUCAACAUACAAUGACAUGAUUCAUAAGGAAUUUCUCGGGACUCAUCAUAUGCCAAUAAACAUUUGAAAUGCACUCUACUAAAGAACAACUUUGACUUUACUCUUCACGACGUGAUUCCAUGGAGAACAUGAGACAAGGUGCGCUACAAGUUGUUUUUAAAGAAAAUCCGCUCAGCUUUUGCCAUCAACAAUCAGCAGACGAUGUUGCGUUGCAAAGCGCUCAUAGAGAACAGAUGGAUGUAGUAAUGUAGUAUGUGCCCAACCUUCUGUAGGUAAUGCUCCAAUGUUAUUGAUGAAGGGAAAAUUAUCUUAUGGAAGUGAAUUAUCUUUAAAACAUUAAAUAUCUUACACAAUGACAACUAAAGUUUGAAUUGCAUUAUCACACAGAGAAGAUGUUUCUAUCAAAAUUGAAAAAAAUGAAGUGAAUGACAUUUGGCAGAUAAACUGCAUUAAUUUGCUUUCACCGUAAUCAUAGAUAAAAUCUCAAAUAAUAUACAUACAUUAUGGAUAGUUUGUGUAGGACAAUUUGCAUUUUAUUAAGCAACACUGUAAUAAUAGCAGUCAGAAGGGUUGGCAGAGUUCAACCUUUUACUUCACCAAUAUUUGUGGUCUCCAACCUUCCACCAUUGUCUUCAAAAUACGUAACAAUUAUAAAAAUUCACUUAAAAUUCUGGGAACUGGCUCAGCUGUUACACAAGGUAGUAAAAAUAGGUUUCAUUUAUUAUUAGCAUAGCAAUGAAAAAGGUUAUUACAUAUUUAAAUAUCACUGCUACCUUUCAGUAAGACACUUUUAUACCAAUAUUAUAUGCAAAUGUAAAGUUACAUAACAUAAUUUUAGUAUUUAUUUGAUUUUUACGUUACUUUUAUUCUUUUAAACUAGUUUGUAAAUAUAUUGAUGAGGGUUUUGAAUAGACUGGAUCAUGGAGGUAUGUCUGGAUUUAAAAUAGAUUUCUUUAAGUCAAAUUGUGGCAUCAUCAUUUAUCUAAUUUUUCUAUAUCUGAAUGCCUGCAGUUCCUUGACCUUUUUCUGGCUGACGUGCAAAAAAAAAAGCUCAAACAGACCAGUUUACUGUGGCACCAAGAGGAAUAUUUUUUCGCUAGGUCAAGUCGAACGCAACAAGCUUAAUUUUCCUAUAUAGCUUUGGCGAACCCUAAUAAAGCCUGGACCUAUGAUAGGCCUAAAAUGUCGUAGGCUAGUCAUCAGGAUAUAAAAAAAAAUCUUUUUUUGCUGUCAAACAGAACUAAGCUCCUUUUUCCCAAAUUAAUUUCUUAGUUUAUGUCCAAAAUUGCUUUUUAUGCUAAGUUAAGAUAACAUUUUUGUCCCAGAAUGUCGAUUUUUUUUUCAUAAUAACACUGUAGCAAUUAUAUUUAAUUUUAAUUCUACUAUGAUGUUUACGUCGAUUCUCAAUUGCUACUUCCCUAUAGUACUCACAAAAUAUCAGGAUUUUGACUUUGCUCCCUAAAAAAUCUAAACUUAGUUCCUUUUAUUUAGUCAUUUAUUCCAAAUUAUAAAUAAACUGUACGUGCCAUGUUCCAUUUAUAUAGAGUAUAAUGCCAGAGCUUCUAUGCAAAAAAAUAUUUUGACUAAAUUAUAUAGUGUUGCAUGAAUUUAUGCUGAGAAUUAAUCUGUACAGCUGUAAUAACCUUAUCUGCAUUCAAUUAUCAUUAUUUCCAUGAUUUAUAGACAAUUUUAUAUAGUAUAACAUUAUUUAUAAAUAUAUUUGUCCUGUAUAUAUGUAUUACUUACAUUUAAAUAAAAUUUACCAUAUAUUUAUUUCUCUGAGAUUUACAAGAUGAGUAGACAAUGAAAUAUCCUAAACUUAGUGUAUAUAUUUUGUAGAUACCUAGCAAUCUGAUUUACUUGAAUGUGCUGUACAUAAAUAUUAAUUAAUUAUAAUUAAUGUUAUUUAGGAUAUGAACAUGUAAUAUGUACAGCGUUCUUGUGUAAUAUUUUCAUUAACUACAAUUGUUCAGAUAUAUAUGUUGAAAUUUGGAAAACCAUCACAAAUUCAAAUAGAACAUUAAGUUCUGUCCACACUAUUAAAUAUAAGCACAUCAUCACUAUAUACAGGCACACCAUGACCAUAUAUAGGCACAUCAUGACCAUAUAUAGGCACAUCAUCACUAUAUAUAGGCAUACCAUGAC
Anneissia japonica is the source of this 3969-nucleotide messenger RNA. RefSeq names its product G protein-activated inward rectifier potassium channel 2-like. The record is from RefSeq and is a predicted model, not a curated record. Gene Ontology annotation, biological process: potassium ion import across plasma membrane; regulation of monoatomic ion transmembrane transport. Gene Ontology annotation, cellular component: plasma membrane. The coding region runs from base 472 to 1719 and encodes 415 amino acids. The transcript has 2 exons. Lineage: Eukaryota; Metazoa; Echinodermata; Crinoidea; Comatulida; Comatulidae. Gene Ontology annotation, molecular function: inward rectifier potassium channel activity.